AUGAGUAUCUCUCCACAUAGGCCGCAAUUAGAUGUCUCUCUCGCAUCACAGAAUGGCCCCUCCAGAACUCCACGAUUGGCACCUCGCUCACCUGGAGCAUCUUCGAAUGGGCGCGGGUCCACAAAGAAUAUGGACCCUUCCAACCAGAACCAGCAGGACUCGAAUUCUUCGCGCAAUACAUUAAACUCUACUAACACACGCAUCAACCACAAGGCUGUUCAUCAAGACGUUCGGGCACUUCCUUCCUGGAUAAAAACCUACGAAGAAGAUGAUGACUCUCCGUUUUCUAACACUGCCGCUACUCAGAUUAAUCCUCCAUCAAGGACGCAUAUUGCAGACCACCACUACACAACGGGCGAAGGCUCCCGGAGAGUAUCUCAAGAUGGUUACAUUGACACUCAUGAAGACACUUCCAAAAUUAUGAACGAAAAGAAAUCUGAAACAGGGUUCUUUAGUGGCUACAGAGAACCGGUGAAAGGCCGAAAAUGGGACCAUGCCAGAGAUGGAGAACCUGUAAUUGUGCAGGCUGGUGUCCCUAAUAAUACCAUGCCCUGGCGAACAUAUAUCACGAAAUCUAUUCCAAAAGUAGCUUCAGACGAAGAAGGUACGAUAGUCGACGAGGGAUUUCUUCUUCAACAAACACCUGGCUACAUGACUCCAUGGAGAGGCGAUCUAGAAAACGCCAAUGACCCCGAAACUCUUUCAGGCUUAUUACACAGCAAACGUCAGCGGAAGACCUUGAUGAAGCGGAUACGCCACCACCUUUUAAUGCAUCCGCUUGUACCCUUAUUGUUUCGCAUCACAGUUCUUGCAACAUCUGUUAAUGCUUUGGGUAUAGCUACUUCAGUGCAUCAUCUCUCGAAAAAGUAUCACUAUGAACAAACCCCUUCUAGUACGAUGGCUAUCAUGGUCGAUGUGAUAGCUAUCCCAUAUAUACUCUAUAUCACCUGGGACGAAUAUACUGGAAAACCACUGGGAUUACGUUCGCCCGGUGCUAAAAUACGGUUGGUCCUUUUGGACCUUUUUUUUAUAAUAUUUGAGUCUGCGAAUCUAGCUCUAGCUUUCGGAGCACUAACUUCCGACAAUGGAAGUUGCCAGGACUCUAUGAAUGGCACCAAUUAUAUUAUCUGCAAUAGAGUCAAAGCCCUCUGCGGUAUCUUAAUGGUCGCGUUAUAUGCAUGGAGUAUAACAUUUGCAAUUAGUAUUUUUAGGCUUGUUCAACGAGUAGGUGGAAAGGAAGAGGAGUAA
Molecule: messenger RNA, 1248 nt
Organism: Blumeria graminis f. sp. triticale
Lineage: Eukaryota; Fungi; Ascomycota; Leotiomycetes; Helotiales; Erysiphaceae
Source: the annotation of a GenBank genome assembly